Molecule: messenger RNA, 252 nt
Organism: Phycomyces blakesleeanus NRRL 1555(-)
Lineage: Eukaryota; Fungi; Mucoromycota; Mucoromycetes; Mucorales; Phycomycetaceae
Exons: 2
Coding region: 1-252 (83 amino acids)
Source: RefSeq, a predicted model, not a curated record
AUGUCCUUCUCGUUCUUUCACCAACACUUGGAGAACAAAACUAAUCUUCAGGAAGUUAUCCGUGCCAAGUUGGAUUUGAAGGAUUUAGAAAAAGAUAAUGAAGAGACAAUCACGAAAAUUCAUAUUCUAAAAAGUAAAACGAAAUUACAGAAGGACAUGGCGAAUUUAGCAAUAGAAUAUCAAGAAGCGAAAUUUAAAGCAGAAGUAGAAGCAGAAGCAGAAGCAGAAGAGACAAAUGGAUUGAUUUAUUAA